Tachyglossus aculeatus (Australian echidna) is the source of this 1515-nucleotide messenger RNA. RefSeq names its product olfactory receptor 4P4-like. Gene Ontology annotation, cellular component: membrane. Gene Ontology annotation, molecular function: G protein-coupled receptor activity; olfactory receptor activity. Lineage: Eukaryota; Metazoa; Chordata; Mammalia; Monotremata; Tachyglossidae. The coding region runs from base 1 to 1515 and encodes 504 amino acids. The transcript is spliced from 7 exons. The record is from RefSeq and is a predicted model, not a curated record. Gene Ontology annotation, biological process: G protein-coupled receptor signaling pathway.
AUGGAAAAUAGGAACAAUGUGACAGAAUUUGUUCUUUUAGGUCUGUCCAGUGACAAAAAUUUGCAGAUAUUUUGCUUUGGGCUGUUCCUCUCCUGUUACAUUACAAUCCUCUUAGGGAAUUUCCUCAUCCUCAUCACCGUCAGAUGUAGUUCCCUCAACAAGAAGCCCAUGUUCUUCUUCCUCUGUCACCUGUCCCUCAUGGGCCUCUGCUACACUUCCACAGUGACUCCCAAACUGGUCAGAGAUUUGCUGUCUAAGAAGAAAACCAUCUCUUUCGGCCACUGCAUGAUGCAACUCUUCACUGUGCACUUAUUUGGUGGGGUUGAGAUCUUCAUUCUUGUGGGGAUGGCCUAUGAUCGCUAUGUUGCCAUCUGCAAACCCUUACACUAUAUGGUCAUCAUGAACAGGCAGCCGUGUGCUACAGUGGUUGCAGUGUGCUGCAGAGGAGCAUUUCUCCAUUCCAUGGUCCAGUGGCUCCUUGUCAUUUUUUUGCCCUUCUGUGGCUCUAAUAAGAUUGAUCACUAUUUCUGCGAUGUUUACCCUCUCCUGGAAUUGGCUUGCUCAGAUACUGCCGUGACUGGAUUUUUAGUCCUUGCCAAUACAGGGACAAUUGUAUUAGUUACUUUUGCAGUCUUGGUCUUCUCUUACAUCACCAUUUUAGCCAGUCUAAGGACCCGCUCUUUGGAAGGACGUUGCAAAGCCCUCUCCACCUGCGCUUCCCACAUCACCGUGGUGGCAUUGUUUUUCUUGCCCUCCCUCUUCAUUUACCUCUGGCUAGUCCAGAUCUUCCCCGAGGAUAAGGUGUUUGCUCUGUUUUGCACCACCAUUGCCCCCAUGUUCAACCCCCUCAUCUACACUCUGAGGAACAGAGAGAUGAAAACAGCCAUGAGAAAGGUGUGGUUUUGGAAGCCGUGUUUGGAGGGAAAAUCAGGCAGACCUCCAGUAACUACAGAGAACCUUCACAAAAAGGACAGGAAUAUUGAUCACUAUUUCUGCAAUGUUUACCCUCUCUUGGAACUGGUCUGCUUAGACAAUGACGUGCCUGGAUUUUUAGUCCUCGCCGAUUCAGAGACAAUUGUAUUCAUCUCAUUUGUGGUCUUGGUCUUCUCUUACAUCACCAUUUUAGCCAGUCUGAGGACCCACUCUUCAGAAGGAGGUUGCAAAGACUUCCCCACCUGCGCUUCCCUCAUCACUGUGGUGGCAUUGAGAGAAUUGGAAUGCAGUGGCAAACUGGCUUCCCCUAAGAUGUGUGGGAUGUACACUGAUGAGAUGGGGAUGAGCACGGCGGAGCAAGGCAGAGCCGGCCCCGAGAUAGCUGAGGAGACCUGGAACCUGGCCUUCAAACCUUGCCCCGCUUACACCAGUGAACUUGGGUUUAUACCCGUUAGCACUAUAAUGGCCCAACACCACAGGAUUUAUUUCUCAUUCUUUAGUUCCUGGACUUUUCCUGAGCAGAUCUCAAAGUCUGUUAAAAAAUAUCUGAAUAAACACAUUCACGUGAUUUCUUGGUCCUAA